GAUGUGGAUGAAUCCCAAGGUCUACUGAAGACUGUGCUUGGAUUCUUCGUUCGAAGACGACCGGAAAAAUCAGCGCGACCCGCGUCUUUGAGAUCACGAACAAACGAAGCCUGGCUACGGACGGAAGCAUUUCUGCAGCACGAUGCCGAUGAAUCUGACGAUCCUGACCCUGAGCGUAUUGCAAAGACGCUGCAUGCACUUGAGGAGUACGUUCAAUACAACUCUGAUGGGGAAUCAGAUUCCGGCUUACACCAUGAUGUGCCGUAUCCUAAGCUUCAGGCGAUGCGCAGCUUGAUCGAGCGUCGGAGUCAUGAUCCGCAUUUCAAUGCAGACACUACCAUUCGCGUUAGUAAACGAAAACGAGAAAGCGAUGCUGUCAUUGAGGAGCUUUCGAAUAUGGAUAGGCAGGCAAGGAAGCGCCGAAUUCUGCCUCGUGAAGAGCCAAAUGCUGGCGACAUUCUCCAAGACCCCGAUACCGACUUCGCUGUGCUGAUGAGGAGACAUCUGGUAUCCUUGGACAAUGCCUUGCGGAAAAACUGGAUAUGUGUUUGCCAGAAGUGCUCAGGGUUGAGCGUAAGACUUUCGCUGCCACAACAGAAGAAGGAUUUAAACGUUGAGGCGUGCUUCGAAGUGUUCUUCGGUGUACGGUCUCCAGUUGAAACUGCAUUGCAAGAAGCCAAAAUAACGAUUAAGAGCGCGUCUGAACCCAUAGUUAGCGGCGCGCCCGAUUUUGCCCACAUAUGCCAAAGCAUUACAGAAUCUCUCGGUCAACGAAAUUGCUUGCACCUGGCUCUUGAGGGUGGGACAUUUCAGAGGCUUCGUCCGCAACCAAAGACCUUUGGCGGUGAUCAAAUGUCUCGAACAGUAUCAUUAUCGGCUCUAUUUAAGCGUCAGCAAGAGUUACGCGGUAGUUCAUCUGCACUGCCACUCAAGGGGAAGCGAAUUUUGGCUGUUAUACUGGCUACUGCUCUCCUCCCAUUCUUGGAGACGCCGUGGCUGCAGCCUUCCUUCAAUCAUUCAAAUAUUCUGUUCUUUGAGCCACUGCAGGAUGGAGAGCUCCCCGACAUCACGAAGCCCUUUCUAGCUAUGGAACACAUUCCAAUCGUCUCAGCCGGCAAAACAGGCAACGGAGUCAGUUCUGACAGUUUUAAACACAUGGUUCACCCUAAUGCUAGUGUGCUAGCUCUAGGCAUACUGUUGUGUGAGCUUCACUAUUGCACACCUGUGGAGUUGAUGCAAAAAGACUCGCAUGGGGCCAGAAACGUCAAUUCUGAUUAUUAUACCAGCCUUGAUAUGCUCAAGUCUCUAGAAGUUGAUGCUGGAGUAGAUUACUAUCUCGCGACGAAGGCAUGCCUGCAGUGGGAGUACUACCCCCCUGGACAGCAGGCUGACUUCGAAUCUGUCGACGUUCAGCGGCUCUUCUAUCAAAACGUUAUUAAACGACUCGAGGCUGAGAUAUUCAAGUCAUGGGGUCUUCGAAUAGAGAAUUUGGGCUCAUUCGAUCCUCGACAAAAUGAACUCUGCUGGGGUUCCAUCGGUCAAGAAGUUGUCCGCCAUAAAACAGGCAAGGUCGAUCCCUCUAAUACAAAUAACGGAGCACGGGCACCUCUUCCGUAUCGUUCGAUCUCUGACGUCGCGCCCGUGAGCUACAAAUCACUCAACUCAGAUGUGGUGCUACGGCUAGCGGGGCCGACACAACCUUCUCCGGGAUCGCAACUCCGGGGACACCUCGUCGAACCCUCGACGAAGAGUUUGUACUUUUUUGACGCAAGCCACCAGACGGGCUGCGAGCAAGAGAAUCCACUUUCACAACAAUGGUUGGACAAUCUUCUGUCGUCGAUUCACUACCAUGUUGACCCUUUCGACGAUGUCAUGGCUGGGCGCAGAACGUUCGAGCCGGUGCGGAUAGCGAUCUUGGAUUCUGGGUUUGACCCUGAAAAUCCACUUCUGAUGACUGAGGACCAACGACUAGAUCCACGAAUCAAGGAUGCGCGAAGUUUUGUACAUAACACUGCCUCACAUGAUAUUCGAGACGAGAUUGGGCAUGGUACUCAUGCUCUUGGUCUCCUACUCAAAGUUGCCACAUGUGCUGAGAUCUACAUCGCCAGAAUUGCUCAUCGAGAAACUCUGGAUCUUUCUGAAUGGAAAGUGGACGUUAUAUCAAUGUCAUUCGGGAUUCGUGAAUACAAUGAGCCUAUGAAAACGGCCAUAUCUAAUGCACUACAUAGUCAGACAUUGUUGUUUGCUGCCGCAUCAAACGAUGGAGCAAAUCUUGGCAGAGCUUUUCCAGCUAAAUAUCCCAGCGUCUUUUGCAUACACUCAACUGACGGAAACGGUAACCCCUCUACGUUCAACCCGACAGCGGACGACAAAGACGUUAACUUCAGUCUACUUGGGGAGCAUGUCUCUUCUCACUGGCCAGUUGGCAAGAAUGGCCACAAUGAACCUGUUAAUGUCUUGUCAGGAACAUCGGUCGCAACACCGAUUGCCGCUGGGCUUGCCGCAGCGAUCCUGUCCUUUGUCCGCCAGCAGGAACAGUACACCACUCCAGGAAAUGAGUUGUUAGGGCCAUGGCUGAAAGAUGUUCAUUCAAUGGAUGAGGUUUUAAAGAGUAUGGUCAAACAGAGGAGGGGCGCAGGCUAUGACUACAUCACGCCUCAUUCACUCUUUGAUAGGAAGUCGACAAGGGAGCAGGUUUAUGAUAAGAUCAAGGAUAUCAGAAGGCACUUGUAU
Messenger RNA from Trichoderma virens Gv29-8, 2733 nucleotides. RefSeq lists its product as uncharacterized. The annotation marks the transcript as partial. Gene Ontology annotation, biological process: proteolysis. NCBI's taxonomy places the organism in Eukaryota, Fungi, Ascomycota, Sordariomycetes, Hypocreales, Hypocreaceae. The transcript has 5 exons. Gene Ontology annotation, molecular function: serine-type endopeptidase activity. The record is from RefSeq and is a predicted model, not a curated record.